UCGCGGUAACGUGCUGUGCCCGUGAGCGACGUCUUCCGCUUUCAUCACUUCCGUGUGUCUGCAGCUUCUGUUCCCACCCCCGGGCGCCGGAACCCGUUAAGUUCCUACUUCUCGCGUCUUGACUUCUCCGCAGAGCUUGCCCUGCGUGGCGCCCAGCGCGGGGACAUGAGCGUUCCUGGGUCACCGCCCCCGGACGGGGUCCUGACCGGGCCCUCCGACAGCCUAGGGGCCGGCGAGCCCACGCUGGGCUUGAGCGACGCGUCUCCAGAUGAAGGGCUGAUAGAGGACUUCACUGCAGAGGACAGAGCUGUGGAACAGCUGGUGGGGGGCCUGCUAUCCCACUACUUACCAGAUCUGCAAAGGUCGAAGCAAGCCCUCCAGGAGCUCACACAGAACCAGGUUGUGUUACUAGAUACAUUGGAACAAGAGAUUUCAAAAUUUAAAGAAUGCCAUUCCAUGUUGGACAUCAAUGCUUUGUUCACAGAAGCGAAGCACUAUCAUGCCAAGCUGGUGAACAUACGGAAAGAGAUGCUGACGCUUCAUGAGAAAACAUCAAAGUUGAAAAAAAGAGCACUUAAACUACAGCAGAAGAGGCAGAAAGAAGAGCUGGAGAGGGAACAGCAACGGGAGAAAGAAUUUGAAAGAGAAAAGCAGUUGACAGCCAAGCCAGCCAAAAGGACAUGAGAAGCUGGGUUGUGGGUGUUUCUGACCUGUCAUACUCCCUGGACCUGCAGUGCUGUACACCAAGAGUGAGGCAUGGACGGUGCCUGAUGCCGUGCCAUGUCUUGAAGUCUUCCCCAGGGCUGCUGUGUCUCCAUGGCGUCAUUUUACUUCACUUCACUCAAGAAGUAUUGAUUUUAGAGUUUCAGUUCCUUCUUUUGUAAUGACAGGUCUUUCCUGCACUGCAACACUGAUUUUUGGCAAUCACUUUUCAUUGCUUAAAGAGAAAUGCCAAACUGUCUGAUCACAAAUAUCCUAGGAAGAGAGCCUCCGAGCCUUUGUGAAGGAAGUGUGCACACUGGAAAUACUUAGAUGUAGGCCAGGGGAGGCCAGGCAGAUUCUUCCAGCCGUUUUUCAACACUGCUGCUCGUGUAGACUUGGGGUUCAAGGCCGGAUUCUAGCCAUUUCUAAAGCUGCAGUGAUGGUGGGCCUGCCAGAUGCUCAAAGGUGUGCAUGUGUGUGUGUGUGUGUGUGUGUGUGUGUGUGUGUGUGUGUGUGUAUUGUAUUUUUGUGUUUUUUCUUUUUUUUUACCCCUAGAGACAGGGUCUCUAUAAAGUCCUGCCUAUCCUGGUACUCGCUGUGUAGACCAGGCUGGCCUCAAACUUACAGACAUCCACCUGCCUCUUAUUCCUGGUGCUGGGACUCAAGAUGUGCAGUGCCACGCCUGGCUCUGUGCUUUUUAAAGUAGAACAGAAUCUGCUGCUGCUUAUAUCAUAUGUGGUUACAGCGUGGGUAGAAUGGUGGUCAGUAGUGUACGGAAGAGACAGCACGGCACCUUUAGUGCUCUCUGGAUUUUUCUUCCUCGUGUUGUAUGUCUGAACCUACACUGCGGGGCAAGAUGAAGUCUCAUUGUUGGAAAUCAAGAGUUAGUGUACUUGCCCACCGUAGUGUUUAGAGUGCAGCUGGUUUCUAACGCCUGCUGUGUGUGAGCAGUAUGAACUGCAAAGGAAUCUGGUUAGAAAGUGCAUUUUGUAAUCCAUGUUACACUUUUAGUAAGCUGGAAUUUCUACCUCUGAUCACAUACUGGGCGAACAAUAGAUCAUGAAAGGUGAAUGAUGCCAAGAACUUGUCAGGUUAAAGGCUUACCUAUUUCUCAAAGACUCUUUUCUUUCUUUAAUGAAUGAGUUGUGAUCCCACCAGUCACAACCUUCUGCUUAAGAAUACAAAUGGGUCUAUUUGAAAGGCUGUUACUCUUAGUCACUUGUAUGUCACUCCCAGAGCAGGAGUCACAGGACUGGCAGUGCAAUGCCAUUAAAUUCCAGAAUGUACUUGUUUAACAAAAUCUCGGACAUCUGACAGUAGCUGUAGAUUGGUUUUUGUGUGGAGCUGGUUGUUUAAAAUGCCGUUCCUGGACGCUUUCCUCAGUCUAUUGAAGUGAAUCUGUCCUUUGUUUAUGUUGCUGAAAGUUUCCUCCAGUGAUUCUGGUGUACCUUAAAAGCUAAGACAGUGGUAGCCACUGCCAAGGCUCCCACACUAACUCAUGUGACCAUUUUCACUUGGGAACUUGAGAAAAUACAGACAUCCUUAGUUCUUACUCAUUAGUUUUGAUGUGGAGCCCAUAGAAGUUUUCGAGUGCUGCAGGUAAUUCUGAUGCAAGGAACUGGUAUUGUAGACUGUCCAGUGGUUUACACUCAUAAGCAAUGGAAUGCUUUCAAAGCUAACUGGUACUUUGUGGAAUUAAUCUUGAGAAAUAAAUCAUUCACUGAUUUUUUUUUUUUUAAUCUAUAAUCAGACUUAAAUCUGAAUCUUAGCUGGCAGGAAAUUAAUAGAGGCCCAGUUAAUUAAUUGGACUUUUGACCUGUAUUAAAUCAUGUUUAAUGAAUGAGUAGCAUGCAUGUUUUCAGAAUUAUAUUACAUUUUAAAGACUUUUCAAAAAUAUCAAAUAGAUGGGCUGGAGAGAUGGCUCAGCAGUUUGGGAGCACUUACAGAGGACCCAGGUUCUAGUCCUAGAAGCCACAUGGCAGUUCACAACCAUCUGCAACUCCAGUUCCAGAGGAUCUACUGCUCUCAUCUGGCCUCUCUUAGCAUCAGACACACACGUGGCACACCUGCCCACCCGUAGGCAAAACACUCAUGCACACAAUAUAGAAACAAAUAAAUGGACAAAAAGAAAUACAGGUUAUUACCCACCAUUUUAAGGUCAGUGGUUAAUCAGAAACACUGAAGGUGAUCAAACCCUCAUUAACAUGGAAACCUAAUAACCAAACAUCUAACCUUGAUACAGUCUUGCUGUGUUUUUCAACAAAUAGAAAUUGGCUGAAAGAACCUUCAUUUUGAAAUGCUAUCAGAUGUGGGCGGAGCUGACACGUGGUUGUUCAUUCUGAGCUGGCUUUGCCAUGAGUAGCAUGUCAAUGCGAAGACCCUGAAUGUAAGGUAGACGUGCCCUCAGUGAGCUUGGUGUGGAUUCAGUUCAUCGGUACCAGCUGUGUGCCCAGACACCUUUGCCUGAUGUUGAUCUUAUAAAUGAAAAGUGCUUUUUAUGCACCCAAUAAAAAUGUCGGAAUGACCCAG
Molecule: messenger RNA, 3231 nt
Organism: Psammomys obesus (fat sand rat)
Lineage: Eukaryota; Metazoa; Chordata; Mammalia; Rodentia; Muridae
Gene: Bloc1s6
Product: biogenesis of lysosomal organelles complex 1 subunit 6
Biological process (GO): intracellular transport
Cellular component (GO): BLOC-1 complex; transport vesicle; extrinsic component of membrane
Source: RefSeq, a predicted model, not a curated record